Molecule: messenger RNA, 237 nt
Organism: Clunio marinus
Lineage: Eukaryota; Metazoa; Arthropoda; Insecta; Diptera; Chironomidae
Source: the annotation of a GenBank genome assembly
AUGAAAUUCCUUUCACCUACAUACGAACCGCAUAACAUUAUAAAUAAUUCCCUUACUGUUCAUGCUUCAAUUGUUGCUGCUACAUAUGUAGAUAAUGGAAUGCGGGAACUUUUAUCCAGUUUUCCGUUUUGGUAUAAUAUAACAUCACAUAUUCUCUCAUCCUCUCUGGCCCUAUGUUGCGCUUUACUUGUUGAUGCGAAAAGUUUUCCUUUACAUUCGAAAAGCUUGUCUGAGUAG